AUGUACCUUUUUUGUUGGUUCCCGGUUCCCGGCUUACGCCACUGCCAGAUACAUGCCAUCCCGACGGUAGGACCGUCUCUGCCAAUCAUUUCCUACCUCGGUGCAUGGCAGUACUUCCGUAACGCCAAGGACAUGCUCCUCGAGGGCUGCUCCAAGCACGAGAUCUUCAAGCUGCCCCUGUCCGACCAAUGGCUCGUCGUCGUCAAUGGCCCCAAGAUGAACGAUGAGCUCCGCAAGUACCCAGACGAAUCCAUGUCCGCGUUCGAGGCGCACAAAUACGUAUUGCAGACCGAGUACACCCUCGGCACUACCAACCCCGACGCGACGGCGAAGAAAAUCAUCGCGGGCCCGCUCACCCGCAAGCUCCCCCAGAUCAUGCCGGAGUUGGUGGACGAGAUCAUCGCCUCGUUCGAGGACAUCAUCCCGAAGGCGGACAACGGUGAGACCGUACUUCCUCCACAUGUGUUGUGGACGAGACUCUCAACGAGCUGCAGAAUGGGUCACUGUGCCGGCCUGGAGACCAUGACCGACAUCAUCGCGCGCGUCACGAACAGAGCUUUCGUCGGGCUGCCUUUCUGUCGGGAUCAGGUUCUGAUGAAGACAUUUACGGGCUUCGCGAAGGAUGUGAUGAAGACGAAGACGAUAAUCAACAUGAUACCCAACUUCCUAAGCCGUGACAUCGUCGGUCCUCGACUUCCAUGGACAUCCGCCGCGCGACGCCGCAUGGCCGCGAUCCUCGGCGCCACCGUCGUCGAACGUCGCAGGCAGCUGAUCGAGUACGGCACUGACUACGAAGGCAAACCCGACGACUAUCUGACGUGGUGCAUCGAGGAAGACAUCAAGUUCCGCGGGAAGGGCGACUCGAUCGACGGCGUCAUGGAAGUCAUCUCCGCGUCGAACUUCGCGGCCAUCCACACGUCGAGCAUGAGCAUGACGCACGCGCUGUACUACUUGUGCGCGUUCCCGGAGUACGUCGAGCCGCUGCGGAGGGAGGCGGAGGAGAUGAUCAGGCAGCACGGCUGGACGAAGGCGGCGGUCGACGGGAUGUGGAAGGCGGACAGCUUCUUCAAGGAGGCGCUGCGCCUCAACUCUGCCAGCCACCUGACGCUCUUCCGGAAGGCCAUGAAGCCGAUCGUGUUCUCGAACGGGACCGUUAUCCCCGUCGGCACGAUGGUCGUCGCGACCACCACGGGCACGCACCUAAACGAGGAGCUGUACGAGGACGCGACGGAGUUCAAGCCCUUCCGCUUCUCGGAGGCACGCGCGAAGGGCGGGGACGACGCGCUCCGCCAGCAGUUCCACACGUCGUCGCCGGACUACAUCCCCUUCGGGCACGGCAAGCACGCUUGCUCGGGCCGGUGGUUCGCUGCGGGGGAGGUGAAGGCGGUGUUGGCCUACAUUUUGCUGAACUACGAUGUCAAGCUAUUCGAGGGUGGAGGCCGCCCGGCGAACCUGUAUGUCGGGCCUAGCAUCAUCCCCAACCCGUGGGCGAAGAUGAUGUUCAGGAAGCGCAAGACGUCCUACGCUUGA
This is a messenger RNA of Fomitopsis serialis, 1530 nucleotides long. RefSeq names its product cytochrome P450. Gene Ontology annotation, molecular function: oxidoreductase activity, acting on paired donors, with incorporation or reduction of molecular oxygen; monooxygenase activity; iron ion binding. Lineage: Eukaryota; Fungi; Basidiomycota; Agaricomycetes; Polyporales; Fomitopsidaceae. The transcript is spliced from 9 exons. The record is from RefSeq and is a predicted model, not a curated record. Bases 1 to 1530 code for a protein of 509 amino acids.